Messenger RNA from Cucumis melo (muskmelon), 384 nucleotides. RefSeq lists its product as uncharacterized. The transcript has a single exon. The record is from RefSeq and is a predicted model, not a curated record. Bases 1 to 384 code for a protein of 127 amino acids. Lineage: Eukaryota; Viridiplantae; Streptophyta; Magnoliopsida; Cucurbitales; Cucurbitaceae.
AUGGGUGUUCUUCGUUUUGGGAGGAAAGGUAAGUUGAGUCCUAGAUAUAUUGGUCCGUACCAGAUAAUAGAACGAGUUGGACCAGCAGCCUAUAGACUUGAACUGCCAACGGAACUCGCUCGAAUACAUGAUGUUUUUCAUGUGUCCAUGUUGAGGAAAUAUAUUUCGGAUCCAUCACAUGUGUUGCAAGUACAACCAAUUGAACUGAAAGAAGACUUGAGUUAUAGAGAGGAAGCAGUUCAGAUCCUCGACAGGAAGGAGCAAGUUUUGAGGAACAAAAUGAUCCGGCUCGUGAAAGUUCUUUGGAUACAUCAUGGAAUAGAGGAGGCAACCUGGGAGUCAGAAGAUCAAAUGAGGAGGAGUUACCCGACACUCUUCAUCUAA